GCCAAGAAUCUAUCACUAUGGAUAAUUGAUAAUUCCUUAAUUACAAUCUUAAAAUAAAUUAGAGCAAGCCCCCCACAAAAAGACGAAUUUGCAAAAAGAGACAACAACCCUCCGCCCGUUGUCACUUUUUGAAACCAACGGUAAACUCCAUUAAUUUAUUCAUUUUCAAUUCGCUGUCACAAGGAAAACCUCGUUAGAGAGAGCAGAGCAGACAACAAUGGAGAAAGAGGGCAAAAGGAAGAAAUUGAGGAGAGAGAAGGAUGAGAGUUGCGAGAAGAGGAGUCCAUUGCAGAAUCUCAAUGGAUUUUCUAAUCUGAAUAGCAACAGCAAAAAAAAAUCGAAUCUUUCUUCUUCGUCUUCUUCAGCAGCUGCUGUUUCUGGUAAAUUAUUAGCUCCCAAAAAUUGUUUACGUUUUUUGCUCUCUUCAAAUUCAUGUUCUUCAUAUUCGUCGUCUUCUUCUUCUUCUUCUUCUUCGACAACCCAUCUCGACAAAAAAUUGAAACCUUCCCCGAAUCAGCGAACAAUGAGCCCGAAAAGAAAUUGCGAUCCAGAUCCAAAGAAAAUGAAAUACCGAAAAAACCCUUUCUGCAGAAAUCCAGAACCAACCCACCUCAAACCCUCACUCAUAGUAAAAACAGCGAAAAUAAAGCAAACCCUAUUUACAAAAAUGCCCAACGAUCGAAGCUUUCAUCCGUUCAGAACAACCGCGUGACCAAAUUGAAGAAAGGGUCCGAACAAUUUAGGGCAAAGACGAAUAAUUCUCAAGAAAAUGGUUCAAUUGAGCGACCCUUUGAGCUGCUUGGAGUAGCUAACAAUAGUACAUUGAAUUGUACUCCUGUGGGGAAAUUAGCAAGCGGGCCCGGUUUACGAUCUGUGAUCGAAGAUUCGAAAGACGAGAGAGUUAACAAUAACAGUGUCGCCACUGUGAAAACACCUCCGGUCGAGGCCUCGUUAUCGCCCGAAAUUCAAAACCAGUCCCACUCUAAAAUACUGGUUUUAAACUCGGCAGCAACUCCUGUUUGUUACGGUGCAGGCCACCUCAUCUCGGGCGUCACGGACAAGAGAAAAUGCAGGCGUAGAGGUAGCCUUAAAGGGGGUUCCGAAAAAGUCAACCUUUUCGAGGAUGAAAAGGAUUUGACCGAUGAUUUGUUGCGGGAUCCUUCGAUCCCUUUACUCGCCGAGGCUUCGGUUCGAUGGCUGUUGUCUCCUUGCAAUGAAGGAAGUGAUUGUAAGAACAAGGCAGACGAAUGUCGUAUGGCGUGUGAUAUUGAUUCGGGUGCAUCACUUGAUGUAAUAAUAUCUUCGCCUUCCGGUUUAUGCGGAAAUGCAUCCGAUUUUGUGUGUUCUGAAAGUAGAUAUAGUGGGAGUGGCAGCAUAGGUAAUUUGGUCGAUGAAGGGCGAAAUUGGAACAAGAAUAAGGAUGGGUUUUUGUCAGCUAAUUCGACACGAUCUACUGUUUCUUUAAGUAGUCGAAAUAUCGUCGAGACACCAAACUCGGAUUUCAGCACAGACGUCUGUAAUGAAAGGUCAAGGUUAGAAAAACAUCACACUGAUGAUUUUGUUCUGUCUGAACUCGAUUCGAUAAGAGAAACUCUCGACAUGGUGAAGCUGUCACCCAGGAGUGAGGUGUCGAUGUGGGGUCCACCAAGUUACAAUGGCAUUAAUCGACAUCAAGAAAACAUGGACAGUGUUUCUUCUUGGGUAUCCAAUGAUGCUACAUUAUUAGAUAAUUUGGAGUUAUCUCGGAUAAAGAUAUCGUGGCGGGACGAUGAGCUGGCAAGUGGAACAGUCGAGACGAAUACCGACGAACUUGAUUUCUGUCGAUGCUUGUCUGAUGAAGACGAAAAGGCAUACCUAGGUGGUGAGAGAAGUAACUGCAUGGGAGUCGAAAAUAAAGAAAAUGGUCCGAGGGUAGACAACGAUUUGUCUCCGAUGAUUCUUGAUUACGAACCUCGUAUUUCAGCUAGAGGGAAGGAAGAAUCGGUGAUGGAGAAACGGAGUGUAUAUGCAGAGUCUAUUAGUACUGAUGGGGGUGGCUUAGUUGCUUCUGAUGAUUCAAACUGGACUUAUUGCUGCCAUGAAAGCCAGGUCAAAUAGUUGUUUCAUUCUUCGUAUUAGUAUUAUCUUUCGUGUCGAAUUCGAAUUAUGUUGUAAUGUUUUCGACUCUCGUCGUGCUUUUUACCCGUUGUUACAAACUUUUGAGAGUGGAUUUUGGAGGAUACAAUGAU
Molecule: messenger RNA, 2228 nt
Organism: Erythranthe guttata (spotted monkey flower)
Lineage: Eukaryota; Viridiplantae; Streptophyta; Magnoliopsida; Lamiales; Phrymaceae
Product: GPI-anchored adhesin-like protein
Source: RefSeq, a predicted model, not a curated record